AUGACAAGACAUUCUUCGACAAAACAAGAUGAAUUAAAUGGAUUAAGUAAUAUACAACUUUCCGAUAUAUCUUCUUUGAAUGAUGAUGAAAAACAACAUAUUUUAAAAGUACUAUGUCGAGAUGAAGAAUUGCGUUCGCAGCACUUAACACGAUUUAUGCAACUUCGUAAGGAAAUUGAUGAAUUAGAAUCAAUUGAACAAACGGAUAGUACAAAACAGUGUGCUCGAUGUCAAACACCGUUUGGUUUCAUCUUUAACAAAGGUGAUUGUUGUCCAAAAUGUGGUGCUAAAGUUUGUAACCAAUGUCGAUUAAUUUAUAAUGGAAAUCAGUCAGGAUGGUUAUGCCAGUUAUGUUGCAAACAAAUACAAUUAUUUAGUUUUUCUGGCGAAUGGAUAAACCUGUUAGGAAGCAAUGUACGAAAAAACUCUGUGGCAGCUUCCGAAGAAUUAAGAAAAUCUUUGACACCAUCCUCUACGCAGAAGUUUCAUAGUGAACCAAGUUUUGAAGAAGAACCCGAAGGUUCACAACCAGAUGUAUAUAAAAAAGUUGUAGACGAUAAUCCAGAUCAAGGUCGACAAAAGUCGAUUAGUAGCGUGGAAAAUACCGCAGAUCCAAAUGUUGUCCCUCUAUCAUAUCCAGAAAGUAUGUAA
Molecule: messenger RNA, 651 nt
Organism: Didymodactylos carnosus
Lineage: Eukaryota; Metazoa; Rotifera; Eurotatoria; Philodinida; Philodinidae
Source: the annotation of a GenBank genome assembly